AUGGAGACAUCUAUCUGGCUGCUCGCAGCAGCCAAAAGACGAACUCGGCAGGAAGCCCAGGAUGCGUGGAUCAAGGCAUGGCAGGGUGACUGGACGAGUCGGCCAACCAAGCGCUUAAUUGAGGUCCCGAAGAAACGGGGCUUGAAGUAUUGGAAGGGGCUGCGGAAGGCGACAAGCUCAGUCCUUAUACAGGUCCGAACGGGCCGCAUAGGGCUGAACGCCUAUCUCAGCAAGAUCAAGACCCGGCUGCGGAGGAAAAUGUGGAAGGAGCUGGAGCGGAAGGGAGUGCGGACGACUUCGGAUUUCUGGACGAUUAUCGCGGACGAGAGGGUGGCUCCUGCGAUUGCGGCAUUCAUGAUUCAAACAGAGCUCCUGGAUCAGUUCCGAGCGGUCGAUCCUACUGCUACAGGAAUCACGAGGGAAUGGGACCACCGGGAUCCCGAAGACGACGACUAG
Messenger RNA from Aspergillus affinis, 456 nucleotides. RefSeq lists its product as uncharacterized. The transcript is spliced from 2 exons. The record is from RefSeq and is a predicted model, not a curated record. Bases 1 to 456 code for a protein of 151 amino acids. NCBI's taxonomy places the organism in Eukaryota, Fungi, Ascomycota, Eurotiomycetes, Eurotiales, Aspergillaceae.